Molecule: messenger RNA, 1543 nt
Organism: Sinocyclocheilus grahami
Lineage: Eukaryota; Metazoa; Chordata; Actinopteri; Cypriniformes; Cyprinidae
Product: actin-like protein 6A
Exons: 15
Coding region: 162-1499 (445 amino acids)
Source: RefSeq, a predicted model, not a curated record
UCAACCAAAGGCCACCAUAAUCCUCUCAAGACAAAGAUGUAUGAUUCGUUUCUUUUGUUGUUAUAGUGAAAAUACAAAUCGUACGGUUCUUAUUUUAUAUCCCCACUUUUAAAAUAAGAAAUCAAACAGUUGUCUUCUGUCAUUAUUGACCAGCCACAAAAAUGAGUGGCGGAGUGUAUGGCGGAGAUGAGGUUGGAGCUCUCGUCUUUGACAUGGGCUCAUAUUCAGUGAGAGCUGGAUAUGCAGGAGAGGAUUGUCCCAAGGCCGACUUUCCUACUGUGAUCGGUGUAACUCUGGACCGGGAGGAUGGCAGUACACUGAUGGAGACAGAUGGAGAGAAGGGAAAGCAGAGCGCCACCACCUACUACAUCGACACUAACCAGCUCAGGGUCCCUAGAGAAAGCAUGGAGGUCAUGUCACCUCUCAAAAAUGGAAUGAUUGAGGACUGGGACAGUUUCCAAGCCAUUUUAGAUCACACCUACAAAAUGCACUUCAAAUCAGAGCCCAGUCUGCAUCCAGUCCUGAUGUCAGAGGCCUCGUGGAACACACGAGCAAAGAGAGAGAAGCUGACUGAACUAAUGUUUGAGCAUUACAACAUUCCUGCUUUCUUCUUGUGUAAAUCAGCCGUCCUGUCUGCGUUUGCCAAUGGACGCUCCACAGGUUUAGUGUUAGAUAGUGGAUCAACACACACAACUGCUAUUCCUGUGCACGAUGGUUAUGUCCUACAACAAGGCAUCGUAAAGUCUCCCCUUGCUGGUGACUUCAUGAGUAUGCAAUGUAGAGAGCUGUUUCAAGAGUUAGGUGUUGAAAUAGUGCCUCCGUAUGUGAUUGCAUCAAAGUGUCUCAUGCAUGAAAAGGCUUUCUCAUGGAGCAUCGUAAAGUCUCCCCUUGCUGGUGACUUCAUGAGUAUGCAAUGUAGAGAGCUGUUUCAAGAGUUAGGUGUUGAAAUAGUGCCUCCGUAUGUGAUUGCAUCAAAGACUGUCAUACAGGAUUUCCAGGCCUCUGUGCUGCAGGUGUCAGAUUCGCCCUAUGAUGAACAAGUAGCUGCCCAGAUGCCCACUGUUCAUUAUGAGCUGCCAAAUGGUUACAACUGUGAUUUCGGAGCUGAAAGACUUAAGAUCCCAGAGGGCCUUUUAGACCCUUCAAAUGCUAAGGGUCUGUCAGGGAACACCAUGCUGGGAGUCGGCCAUGUUGUGACCACCAGCGUUGGCAUGUGUGACAUCGACAUUCGACCAGGUCUGUAUGGCAGCGUGGUAGUUACAGGAGGAAACACUCUCAUCCAAGGCUUUACAGACAGACUUAACAGAGAACUCUCGCAGAAGACGCCACCAAGUAUGCGUUUGAAAUUGAUAGCCAACAACACAACUGUGGAGCGCAGAUUUAGCGCCUGGAUUGGGGGCUCUAUCCUCGCAUCUCUGGGAACUUUCCAGCAAAUGUGGAUUUCAAAGCAGGAGUAUGAGGAAGGUGGGAAACAGUGUGUUGACAGGAAGUGCCCUUAACCAGUUCCAUCAACACCUGAUUGCCUUCAGAGGGAGAGGAAAGA